CAAUUCCACGGGGACUGUUCACGAUCUAGAGUCUUCCAAUCCAGGAAACCUCCAGAGUCCUCACUUUUUUCUCCCGCUGCUCUUUAUUUUUCUGUCGCACAUUCAGCUUGACACUAACCCCAUCUCUGAAAUCAACAAUCUUGCAAUCUCCUUAGUCUUCGUCUGAAUCACCAACGUGGAUGGCGAAAUACGGCGAGGGCGACAAGCGGUGGAUCGUGGAGGACAGACCUGACGGCGCCAACGUCCACAAUUGGCACUGGGCAGAGACCGACUGCCUUCCGUGGUCUCGAAAUUUCUUCGAUAAAGCACUAUCCAAUCUCACUGUCCUUGACGGCGAAGGUAACCUCUAUAUCAAGACUACGAAGGUGGACAAGGUCGACGGUGAGGCUUAUGUUAAUGUACGGAAGGGAAAGAUCAUACCUGGGUAUGAAAUUAGUGUUGUUUUGUCUUGGGAGGGAGAGGCCAAGGAUGCAGAGGGGCAGAGCUUGUUGAAGGUGGAGGGGACGGUUGAGGUGCCGUAUAUAGCGGAUGAGAAUGCGGAUGAAGAUCCAGAACUCAGGGUGACUGUUAAGGACGAGGGUCCUGUCGGGAAACGGCUGAAGGAUGCCAUGGUUGCGAAAGGUAAGCCCUUGAUUUUUCAGAAGGUAAGGGAGUAUGUUGCAGCCAUGGCAAAAGGGGGACCUGCAAAGGAUGAUUUGGAGGCAAAAAAGGUGGCACCAAAGAAUGGUAAUAACCAAUCUGGGGGUACACCUUCGAAGGAGGUAGUGGUGGAGAAGGAAGUGAAGAAGGAGGUCAAGAAGGAGAAAAAGGGGUUUAAGACGAUUACCUUGACGGAGAGGUUUAGUUGCCGUGCAAAGGAUUUAUAUGAGAUACUGAUGGAUGAGACUAGGUGGAAAGGGUUUACGCAGAGUAAUGCAAGGAUUAGUAAGGAGGUAGGUGGGCAAUUUAUGAUUUUUGAUGGAUCAGUGACAGGAACAAACUUGGAGUUGCAAGAUGGGAAGUUGAUUGUGCAGAAGUGGAGGUUUGGGAGCUGGCCUGAUGGGAUUGACUCAACGGUAAGACUUACUUUUGAUGAGCCUGAACCUGGAGUUACUGCUGUCAAGCUGACACAUACUGAUGUUCCUGAAGAGGACAGAUAUGGGAAUGCAACUGUGGUGGAGAACACGGAGAGAGGAUGGAGGGAUCUUAUUUUCCACAAGAUACGGGCAGGCUUUGGUUUUGGAAUAUGAUUUAUUUUAUUUCUAAUCAAGGAACAAUUUUUUUUUUUUUCUAGACUGUAGAAUUUUAUCAAGUUUUCUUUCUUUAAGACAUUGUUGUCUAGAAAAUAUGUGCAAUGUGAGUCUGCCUUUGUUGUCUGGGUCCUUUGGUCCAUGUUUUUAAAACUUAAAGUUGGACUAAGUUGGACCUCUCUUACUCAGAUAUUUUACAAUAACCAGCUUUUCUCUUAAACAAGGAAGGUUGACGUUGAUGAAUGUAAUGUGUCUUAAUUGGAUCUUUUCUAUUUUCAUACUGGCAUCAGACUCAUGUCUUCUGGAGCUCUUAAUCCAUGUGGUAACUUCAUCAGUCUAUUUUCACAUUCUGUGAGUUCAAAUGUUGAACAUUGUGUGCAAUAAUGUUGUAUUUGAGUU
Messenger RNA from Rubroshorea leprosula, 1628 nucleotides. The record is from the annotation of a GenBank genome assembly. Lineage: Eukaryota; Viridiplantae; Streptophyta; Magnoliopsida; Malvales; Dipterocarpaceae.